This is a messenger RNA of Hydra vulgaris (swiftwater hydra), 1210 nucleotides long. RefSeq names its product BTB/POZ domain-containing protein 7-like. The record is from RefSeq and is a predicted model, not a curated record. NCBI's taxonomy places the organism in Eukaryota, Metazoa, Cnidaria, Hydrozoa, Anthoathecata, Hydridae. Gene Ontology annotation, biological process: morphogenesis of a branching epithelium. Gene Ontology annotation, molecular function: protein binding.
AUGGGUAAUGGUCAAUCUGCUGCUGAUGAAGAUCAGUCAAAGUCUUCAGAUUUAAUUAAACCACGUGAACCAAGUUUUGUAAAGACUUGGUCAAUUACCGAGAUCCAAUCAUUAUUGAAAAAAUAUGAAACACUAGAAGUUGUGAGAGAACUGAAGUUUUUGUUCGAUUCAGAUCGCAGUAUAAAUGGAAACCUUCAAAAUGAUUUGUGUCAACUUUUUUAUAGCAAACACCGAACAGAUACAAUAAUUGUGUAUAAAGAUACAUUUUUUCAUGUUCAUAAAAUUGUCCUUAUAACAAGGUGUAAGUACUUUCGAAGUAUUCUUGUAGAUAUAAACAAAACUCAUGUUAAAAUUGGUUGUGAUAUUUUAGAUGUAAAUAUUUCUGAUUUUACCGAUUUAAUCUGUGGUUAUAUAUAUUAUGGUUAUACAAAUAAAAAUAAAUUACUUGAAUCUAUCGAUAUAAAAAAAAUUUCAAUAGAAAAUCUUGGUUUGUACAACACUUUAGAGGAUGACAUGCAAAAACUUUUCAGUUCAAAAGAAGGAGCUGAUUUAGUCAUAAGCUACAGAAAUGAACAGAAAAACUUGUCUUCUGAGUACUCAGAAGUAUUAAAGUCGUUUAAUGGAGCACUUAAUGUCCAUUGUUAUCUUUCUAUUGUCUCUUCUUGUUCGCCUUUUUUAAAAAGAUUAUUGGAAACAAAGUAUUGUAAUCAAAUUGAACUCGCAAAACCAUUGCGGUUAGAAAUAAGCGAUCGAAUUAUUAUCAAACAUUUGCUCCAUAUUGUAAUGGAGUGCAUUUAUUUUGAUCAACUUAAUUUUAAUUCAAUCUUUAAUGAAAAAUUUUAUGAGUCUUCUUCUACCAUAAAUAAUUUUAAAUAUGUUGAAAUUGCAAUAAAAGUUUUUGAGAUUGGUCAGUUUUUAGAAACACCAUCUUUGAUCAGAGGAUGUGAGGAUAUCAUCGUAAACGAUAUCCUCGCAUCCUAUUUGAAUCUAAGUACUACCAUAUUAAAUAAAAUACUUGAAUGGAGCAGUAUUGACUCUAAAUAUGUAUAUCAGCAAACAAUUCAGUUUUUGCGAGAAAAGUUUAUCCCAUUAGGCAAAGAUUUUUCGGAAAUUGAUAAGACAACAGAGUCAGGGAAAGUUCAGAUAAAGAACCACAUCUUUUGCAAAUUUUAAAACGUUGUUCUUCAUUCGUUGAUGAGUGUCCUUUAGA